CCUAUUCAUUCCAUAUCAUGUCUAAAGACUCAGACAAAGAAUUUAACCAACACUUGAACGAAGUGAAGGACAACUUCAAAGCUCUCACCACAUCCUUACUCAGCUUGACUCUGGAAUCCUUCAAUGGGUUCAAUGAUAUCGCCAAGCAGGUGAUGGAUGAUCCUACCGCCUGGAAGAACUUUGAGGAGUGGGCUUUACGCAAAGACACUUGGGAAUUCCCCAGCAUCUACGAAAAGCGCCUGGGCGAACCAUCACCAGACCGGGAAUCUCUCCUGGGUUGUGAAGGCGGCCGUCGUCGUGGGUUUGGCUUUGGCAACUUCUCCGGGCUCGGAUUGUUCAGCUUUGGGACCCCUUCCAUCAGAAAAUACAAUGAGUGUAUUGACAAGAAGGGACAACAACUCUACGACACCCAUGGCCACUGGCGGUGUUUGUUCCCCAACGCUGAGAUCCCUAACAAGGUGUUGGCGUUGAGAGACAGCCGGUUUCCUGGAUAUCUCUUGACGAAGGAGGAAUUUCAGAAAGAAGUGGUAACCCGUGGAAUCAACCCUGAUGCCGGCCAGUACGAUUUGGGAGACCAGGGAAUGUUUUUCAGCCAAUUCGAAGACUAUAUGAACUGGAAGGCUAUCAUGCAUAGAAAUAUCAAGGAGCAAAGACGCCAAUGGAGAAACCAGCUUAGAGAAGAGAAGAAACAGUUAAGAAAGGAAAGGGAGAAGAGUCGUGAGUUGCAGCCGGUCGGUAAAGAUUCGGACUCAUCGAGGAGAGUAGUUUCUCUGAGCACCGAGACUAACUACGAGACCAACACCAAUAACGACACUGUGUUCAAAGAAACCAAGAUUCAGUAUUUUGACGAUGGUACUUCCCUAACCACCACCAUCACCAAGAGUAAACCUUUUGGGCAAGACUGGCAAACUCAACUGGUUGAUGAAGUUAAGGGGGAUGAAAAGCCCCAAGGUUGGUUCUGGAAGUGAAGCCCAACUUGGUUAUUGUAAAUAGUUUGGAUGGGAUGUUUGAUAUUCGAUAUAUCUGUGAAUAGUUUUAUGACAUGUUGUGCUAAUAAUU
This is a messenger RNA of Yamadazyma tenuis ATCC 10573, 1059 nucleotides long. The record is from RefSeq and is a predicted model, not a curated record. Lineage: Eukaryota; Fungi; Ascomycota; Pichiomycetes; Serinales; Debaryomycetaceae.